AUGGAAACAAGUAGGGAAAGAGGUGAAGAUUUCUUAUGCCAGAAGUCAGAUUGGAUGGGAAGGGAGACGGUCAUUGAUACUUUUCCAGCAGCGGAACCUUUCAGGUCAUCCCGGCUUAUGCUCGAGCUGGACCAAGGGAACACAAAUGAGGAGGACGAAGCUUGGACGUCCACAGCCCCUACGGCCCUGACAGAAACAGCCGGAACUACUGGAUCGAAAAGCAGACGACGUAGGGAGAGAGUCAAAAGUGUUAGUGUUCUUUCAGAGGAGAUUGUGAUACAAGGUGGAUCUCAAAUUACAAAACGAUUACAAACAUCAAUGAAUGAGAGGUGGAAUUCACUUGGAUCAAGAACUCAAAUCAGUACACGUGUGAAGAAACCGGAGUACGUACCUUACUCCACUUAUCAGAUUCAAACCGCUCUUGUUGAAGCCGUGUCGAAUUAUGUACUUGAAGAGACCAUGAAGAGAGGGACACGGCCGGAGACGUUCAGCUCCGGAGGUGCACAGUUCAAAACACCCCUUUCAGACCUGGCCAGAGAUCCAUGCCACUCCGGAGGUGUCCGGACCCACUCAGAGCAGUUUCGUGAUCCACCCAUACUUGAGGUCAUUGAGGAACACAACAUGAUUCUUUGCAUCCAACUUCUCCCUUCUCUAGCGUUCAGAAUUCUGGCUAGAGGUGUGGACAACAACCAGUCAUACAUUCUAGACAAUGGAUUUCAGCUCCAUGUGAACUUUACACUCCCACCAAUCUUUGAAUUUGACGCUUUUGCACACACUGUGAUUUAUCUCUGGGGAGGAACAUCAAAGGGGGCAUUCAGCUCCGGAGUGGCAUGUCUCCGGUGGAACCUUCCUAAAGAAAGAGGUGUAAAUCCACAAUACAAAAUGAGCUGCGUCUUCUGUCCAACAACUGCUAUAACCGACAAAACAUAUCCUACUCAUUCAGCAAUUGAUUUCAUCCUAAGUGGUGGAAUAAAAAGCCAGUUGAUUUCCUCUGCAAUCUCCAGAUGGAAUUCUUUUGGUGAUCGACUUCAAGCAAGAGUACGACGGCAGAAACCAGAGUUUGUCAAAUAUGCAAGUUAUCAGAUGGACAUAUCUUUGGUCGAGACAUUGUCAAACUAUGUGUUGGAACAGACACAAGCACAAGGGCAGACUUUUCAGAUGGUGGAUAUCAAGCUUCUCGAUAUUCAUGAUUUGAUCAGUAUUGGUAACCAAGGUGAAGGAGCCGUCCUGAGUGCGUUUGGACCUGAUAACCCUCCUACUUUCUCUCAGGAGGUGACCGAUAUGGAUGAAGGAUUGAUAAGGCAUUAA
Molecule: messenger RNA, 1308 nt
Organism: Tremella mesenterica DSM 1558
Lineage: Eukaryota; Fungi; Basidiomycota; Tremellomycetes; Tremellales; Tremellaceae
Exons: 7
Coding region: 1-1308 (435 amino acids)
Source: RefSeq, a predicted model, not a curated record